Antechinus flavipes (yellow-footed antechinus) is the source of this 3599-nucleotide messenger RNA. Its product is annotated as translation initiation factor IF-2-like. Lineage: Eukaryota; Metazoa; Chordata; Mammalia; Dasyuromorphia; Dasyuridae. The record is from RefSeq and is a predicted model, not a curated record. The transcript is spliced from 2 exons. The coding region runs from base 1 to 801 and encodes 266 amino acids.
AUGGGCUCGAGAGCUUGGCCGGAGCGCGAAGGCGAGGCAGAGGCGGGGGCCGGCGGGGGCGGAGAGGGGCGGCGGGCUCAGCCCGGCUGGGGCCCCGCGGCGGCGGCUGUGGCAGCGGCGGAGGAGGGCAGCGGCGGGCGGUCCCGCUUCAUUCAGAGCGAGCCCCGGAGCCAGCGCGCGGGGGCCGGCUCGGCUGCCCGCGCCCCAGCCCCCGCUCGGCCGGCCCGGGACAAAGGGCUUUUGUUCCAAGCCUCUGCCCGCGGCCGCCCCCGACGGAGCUGCAGCCGCAUAAAUCAGCUCCGCCGGGAGUUGGCCCCAAACAAAGCGCCCAGGGGGAGAGGCGGGGGCCGAGGGGAGAGGCGCCUGGCAGAUGGGGGGGGGAAGGCGGAGGCGGGGGCGAGAUCUCAGCCAAGCGCAGGGAACGGACCGUCCCAGGCUGGGAAAGGGAGAGGCUGCGAGCCACAGGUGGGCAAUCCCGCCAAACUUGCGCUCCUGCUGCGUGGGGCUUCUCGGUUCCUAGCUCACCUCGGCCUCGGGGACCCUGGUGGAGGCAAGGAACGGACCGCCCCAAAGAGGAGCCCCGGUUCGGGCGGGUGCUGCUCAGGGCUGGCACGGAACCGCUGUCGCUUCCAGGCUAGCAGAAGCGGCGCGCAGACCGGCUCCUGUCUAGGCGCCCGAGCGGCACCGACGGCGACUGUCCAGGCAGGCGGGCAGCGGAGGCUGCUUUGGAGACUAGAUAUGACAGUUCAGAAGAAAAGAAACACAAAUCUUCCCCAGCCCCCUCAAGAAUCUUGGAUCUAAUUGUUUUGGAAGCUUCCUUCAAUAAUAAGGACCCCAACUGACGAAUGGCUUCUCAUCCUCUUCACUCUUCUCCACAUUCUCCCCUGGGCGGCCCUCUCAAGUACUGCCAGUCUUCUUCCUAAAGUCUUCUUAAAAAUCAGAGUUCAAAGUAAAUAGAGGGUGAGGGGACCUAACAGGUAAGUGUAUCUAAUAGGUCCCUGGGAAGUAACACUUGAGCUUGAGUUUUGAAGCUACUUUCAGUAGGGUCAUAGAAGCUGGAACAUUAAGAGACUCUAGAGAGCAUCUAAUUAAACCCCUUUGUUUAUUUUUUUUUCAGAUGGUAAAACUUCAGGCUAAAGAGAUCCCAUGCCUUGUGCAGGGAUCCAUAAAUCCUAAGGAAGGACUGGCAUCUAACCCCCAGGGCUGCUGAGACUUUAGGUCCACUCACUUCUCCACUCAAAUUUGGUGCUCAUUUAAGGUUUCUGUUUCCUCUGAAAACUGAAUAAAUUUCUGGAAAAUGAAGGGGUGCAGCUCGGUGAUCACUGAGGACCCUUGGAGCUCUCUAAAGCCCCUGGCUUUAUGACCAGCAGUUUCCAUACUGGUAUUUGGAGGUAAUUGCUAAGUAGGAGGCUCUGUUUUCUCUUGCCUAAUUGCUAACUGAGGGAGUGGAAAGUACCAAAGUAAGUGGCCUCCUGCCCAGAAAACUCCCCCAGUUCAGGUGUUGUGCUUUGUGCCCGCAGAGUAGGUGAGAAAACAGAAGCCAGAAGAUGUUUGGCAACAGGUCCCUCAUGAACUGUCACAAAGGGGUUACAGUGAAACAGGUGUGUAGCUUUUCUUCCAAAUCAACCCUUCUUCCUAACUUCCUUUUUUUUCUGUAGAAGGCACCCCCAUUCUUCCCAGGCUCACAGCCUAAGAGUCAGAUGCCUGCUCUUUAUUCUCAUCUACACCCCAUAAACAAUCAGUCAUCAGGUCCUAUCCAUUCUGUUUCCAAAAUUCUCUGUAGAUUUUCUCUACCUACUCAUCUAUCCCAUGUUCUUUACUCACUGGGCCCCUGCCUUAAUUCAGUCUCUCAUCAGUUACAAUAACCUCCUAAUAGGUGUCCUUGCCUCUAGGUUUUCUCCUCUCCAACCAAUAUACCCCCCCCCCUUACAUCUGCCCAAGUGAUCAAUUGCCAUUUAUUGUCAACUUUCUACCAGCUACUAUGCUAAUCGCUUAGGAUACAAAGAGAAAAAAAAUGAUCACCAGGAACUUCACUUUUAUCAAAUGUUCUUAAGUGUAGUUUUAUAGAUGAUUUAUAUUUGUUUGCUUAAUUGUGUGAUCUUAUUUUAUUUUUUCCCCAUAGCAGAGUACAGAUUGCUUGAGGCCAAAAGCUAUUUAACAUUUCUCCCCUGAUUUUUCAAUGACUAAUAAAGUGCCUGUCACACAGUAAGUAUUUAAAAAUGAUCCCUGGAUUGAGUUGAAAUAAACAAACUUUGGGUAACGUUUCAAAUUUUGACGCUGUUCCAAGCUCGCCCUAAUUUUAAACCUCACCCAAGGACACAGAUGCUUUGUCCCGGCUCUUGGGCAGACUUAACAACCAUCCAAAAGAGGAAAACCUUCAUCCUGGUCUUACAAGGCAGCAUGCACACUUUCCAGAGAUCGGUUUGCAGACCUUAGGAAUGCAGCCACCCUUGAGACUCUGCAGUGCUACAAUUAGGAAAAAGCAUUGGAAUUCAUAAUUCCCAGGAGGACUGUGGGUCUCCAAGCAGGCUCAGCAAUCAAGACAAACACAGGAUUGGAGCAGGGCGGUUCAGUGCAACAGAGCAGUCUUUUGGGGCAUCAAUUUUCAAGUUGGAUUAUAUAAAUCCAAAGUGGCACGUUAGUCACAAUAUAAAUUCAAAUGAGUAAAUUCAAAUUCAAAAAUCAUCACUAGGGAAAUGUUAACAACGAAAAAUGGCUUUUAGUAAAAUUGAUAAGGUCAAAGCCAUUUUCUCUUCAAAAGCAUUUUAUUUAUACCCUUUUCUUUCUUUCUUUCUUUUUUUUACCCAAAUGUGACUUCCCAAUAACUACCUCUCUUCAUCAAAUACACAUUCCUUGUAAGAAAUAAAUACAAACGAACAAAAUGACCUGGCUCCCCAAAGGCUUGCCUUACUCCACACCUAUGGGCCACCAUCUAUUUUUUGGCCAUCAGUCCUCUGAAAUCACAAUUUAAUUUUCUUUAACCUUGUUUCUUUGUGGUGUCUCUCUUUGCUCUUCCAGAGUAACUGAGUAUUGCAGGGGAAUAAAAGGAGGUUUAUGGAUCCAGUUCACGUUAUUCUUCAAUAUUAGAAGACUAUUGAUCCACUGUAUUCUGAAAUGAAGCAAUGUGUUCUUCUUCAUUCAUAUCCACACAAACUAAAUUCUUUUCUCAUCUACACCACUGAGAACUUCAUUUCCAGGGUCACUUUUUUCUGUGACAUCUAUUUUCUCAAUCUCUCAGCAGGGCUCCUCAACUAUUGCUAGAGCUCAUUUUGCCUGUAACUUUUCUCCUUAGUCCAUUAUCUGGAUUCUUCCAAUCUAUAUGCAUCCCAAUUGCUUUCUCCUUCCUCACAUAUCCUCGAGGGCAGAAUCUGCUAUUGUUUUAUUUUCUGGGGGAGGGAUCCCUUAAGGCGAAUUAAGAGUCAUGGUAGAUUGGGUCAUGCCCAAUGGCAGAGAGAGUUAUGUACCCAUCUGAUUGUACAAAAGCAGGAUAUGAACCCCUCUGUCUAUUGGGGCAUGUUACAUGUUACCUUGUCCAUAGUAAAUAUCUCAUGUGUGUUUGCAUUAAAGAAUUUCUCAAUUCUAAAGACUAAGACAAGGAA